Nerophis lumbriciformis (worm pipefish) is the source of this 1855-nucleotide messenger RNA. It is a transcript of the gene pias2, whose product is annotated as protein inhibitor of activated STAT, 2. NCBI's taxonomy places the organism in Eukaryota, Metazoa, Chordata, Actinopteri, Syngnathiformes, Syngnathidae. Gene Ontology annotation, cellular component: chromatin. Gene Ontology annotation, molecular function: zinc ion binding; SUMO ligase activity; transcription coregulator activity. Gene Ontology annotation, biological process: regulation of transcription by RNA polymerase II; protein sumoylation. The record is from RefSeq and is a predicted model, not a curated record.
CUGGGCGGGACGAAGCGCCGCUGAACAGGAAGAAGAAGAUGGCGCAGGACGAGCAGCAUCCGGAGGCUGAGGCUCACAAAGCGCAUUUAAACACAAGUGUGAGCCUCAAUGCUAGCUGUUAGCAACACGCCUCGCUGGAGUCUGGACUGUAGGAAGCGGUUUUGGUGGUGAAGCACCUUGAAAAGCAGCAUGAAUCUCCCGCACCCUGCCACUCCAAUCCCUCCUGUCCAUCCAGAUGUGCUGAUGAAGUCUCUGCCUUUCUACGAUGUGCUGGACAUCCUCAUCAAGCCCUCCAGCUUAGGAGCAAGUACUGCACAGAGAUACCACCAGGAAAAGUAUUUCAUCUUUGCUUUGACGCCACAGCAAGUCCGAGAAGUCUGCAUAUCGAGGGACUUCCUUCCAGGUGGCAGAAGAGAUUAUAUGGUUCAAAUUCAACUGAGGUUUUGUUUGUCAGAAACCAGCUGCCCUCAAGAAGACAACUAUCCAAACGCUCUUUGUAUAAAAGUCAAUGGCAAACUGUUUCCCCUGCCGGGUUUUGCCCCGCCCCCCAAGAAUGGAGUGGAACAGAAGAGACCCGGCAGGCCGCUAAACAUUACCUCAUUGGUGCGACUGUCCUCUGCGGUACCCAAUCAGAUCGCAGUGACAUGGGCGCCUGAAAUUGGAAAGACCUACUCCAUGUCCGUCUACCUGGUGAGGCAGCUCACGUCCCCGCUGCUCCUGCAGAGGCUGAGGAUGAAGGGCAUCAGAAACCCGGACCACUCCAGAGCACUGAUUAAGGAGAAGCUGACUGCAGACCCAGACAGUGAGGUGGCAACAACAAGUCUGAGAGUGUCCCUCAUGUGCCCGUUGGGGAAGAUGCGACUGACGGUUCCAUGCCGGGCAGUGACUUGCUCGCACCUUCAGUGCUUCGACGCUGCCCUCUACCUGCAGAUGAAUGAAAAGAAACCUACCUGGAUCUGUCCUGUGUGUGACAAGAAGGCCGCAUAUGAGAGUCUCAUCAUUGACGGUUUAUUCCUGGAGAUCCUGAAUGACUGUUCUGAUGUGGAUGAAAUCAAGUUCCAAGAAGACGGUACCUGGUGUCCCAUGAGGCCGAAGAAGGAGGCGGUGAAAGUCUCCUCUCAGUCACUUGCCAAAGUGGAAUCUCCUUGUCGCCAGUCUUUGCCGCCCCCACACGGUGCUGAGUCCGUUCCCAGCAAGAAGGCCGAUGUCAUCGAUCUGACUCUGGAUAGCUCCUCCUCCUCCUCGGACGACGACGACGACGACGACGAUGAGGAGGAAGAGGAGGAGGAGAAAAGCUUAGAUCCUCCUUUGAAGAAACGCUGUGUGUACAUCUCUAAACACGAGGACAUGCAUACCAAGGGAGUGCUGACGUACCAACCUUCCACCAUGCGUCUUCACAACCUGGACACCUCCUACCUGCCCCCCACUCUGGCUGACUAUGCAGUCCCCUUCCACCCAUCCACCAUGGCCACCAUACCCACUGACAUGCAGAGUCUGGAUUUAUUUUCUCUACUUCAAGCUGAUCCCCAGGUGAGUCUUGGUCACAUGACUCACCCUGUACAGCAUUACAGGCCACAGAUGUUUCUAGAAAACCUGAGCAGCAGUUUGCAGAGCGUGUCUUCUCCCAGCACCAGCGCCGCUCUGGUGGCCUCCAGCAGUCGUUACGACGCCAGCGCUCGCACCCCCGCCUCCAUUCAUGACUCCUCCCAUGACUCCUCCCACGUUGUCACGGUGACACAAAGUGCUGACAACAGCAUAUCUGACAUUAUUUCACUAGACUGACUUUUUACUCAAACGUUCUUUUCUGGGGACUCUUUUUGAAACCAAACUUUUUCUAAAGCUUUUUUUUUUUUUU